This is a messenger RNA of Arabidopsis thaliana (thale cress), 779 nucleotides long. Its product is annotated as phosphatidylinositol transfer SFH5-like protein. Bases 292 to 606 code for a protein of 104 amino acids. The transcript is spliced from 2 exons. NCBI's taxonomy places the organism in Eukaryota, Viridiplantae, Streptophyta, Magnoliopsida, Brassicales, Brassicaceae. The record is from RefSeq and is marked reviewed.
UCCUCCGGAUAAAUAGGUCCUCACAGAGAAUCAAAGGUGUAAUGACUUGUGAUUCUGAAAUUAACCAAAACUUUACCUGAAAUAGCUUUAGUCCAUACGAUUCCUGUAUGAAUCUGUUCACAGCCCUCUCCUCCAUUUGCUCAGCCUCCGGUUAUAAAAUUAAAGAGUUUUGGCCUCUUCAAAGUCAGCUUUGUCUAGAGGAGUUCUCCUUUUCUUUCUUUCUUUUUUUGCUCCACAGCUCUUCCCAUUGUAAGUUUUGUUUUCCAAACUAAUCCUUUCAAUCCAAAAACCAUGGGAGCCUGUGCGAGCAAACCUAAGGAAUCUGACAUCGUCGAAGGCUCUGUCUCGACCGAAAAUGCUGUUGUUGAGUCCAAGAAUGCCGCGACCGAGACAGAUGCCACAUUAACUCAGGAGAAGAAGGAAGAGUCCAUUGAAGAGACAAAGAAGGAAGGUGAGACAAAAGAGGACUCCUCUGAGGCAACCAAGGCUGAGCCAACUCCAGAAGCUGUGAAGGCAGAAGAAAAAACAUCUUCUGAGACUGAGCCACCAGCACAAGAGACCACACCUGCUGCUAAAACCGAUGAGGCCCCUCUCGUGAUCCUUUGAUUUUCAUUUCAUCAAAUCUCAAAAUCAUGAGUAUGUGCAAGUGCAAGUGUUUCUCACAUUGUUAUUCGUAUGUUCAUCUCUGUUCUAUUGUCAAUAUGUACAAUACCCAUGUACAUUCUGUUGUGCCCGCCUCUAGUAAAUUAUGAUUAACGAAAAAUUACAAUUCUUUUUUA